Molecule: messenger RNA, 301 nt
Organism: Piliocolobus tephrosceles (Ugandan red Colobus)
Lineage: Eukaryota; Metazoa; Chordata; Mammalia; Primates; Cercopithecidae
Product: mucin-4-like
Exons: 2
Molecular function (GO): ErbB-2 class receptor binding
Source: RefSeq, a predicted model, not a curated record
GCCUGGAUGUUCGGGGACCCGCACAUCACCACCUUGGAUGGUGUCAAUUACACCUUCAAUGGGCUGGGGGACUUCCUGCUGGUCGGGGCCCAGGACAGGACCUCCUCCUUCCUGCUGCAGGGCCGCACGGCCCAGACUGGCUCAGCCCAGGCCACCAACUUCAUCGCCUUUGCGGCUCAGUACCGCUCUAGCAGCCUGGGCCCCGUGACGGUCCAAUGGCUCCUUGAGCCUCAUGAUGGAAUCCAUGUCCUGCUGGAUAACCGGACUGUGACAUUUGAGCCUGGCCAUGAAGACGGCGGAG